Exaiptasia diaphana is the source of this 1176-nucleotide messenger RNA. RefSeq lists its product as uncharacterized. The transcript has 3 exons. The record is from RefSeq and is a predicted model, not a curated record. Lineage: Eukaryota; Metazoa; Cnidaria; Anthozoa; Actiniaria; Aiptasiidae. The coding region runs from base 1 to 1176 and encodes 391 amino acids.
AUGGCGAAUCAGUUUGAAUUUAUCAGAGGAGGGAGAAAAUUGUGGAUCUCACUGCAAGAUGUGACAGCAAAACGACUUUCUACCGCUUUUCAAGUUGAUGAAGAUUCACUGUACCUCAAGCAGGAGUGGGGAGAUUCUGCAGUCUUCCCUGAUGAUGGGAAGUUCAAUCUUCUCCCAUAUACAGUUGGAACAAGCUUUGAGGUGAUGGGAGUUGAAAAAAGCAAACAAAAUCCACCUUCAAGUGCAUUAAGCUACACCUCAGCCUCCACAAGUUCUCAGUCUGGUGCCAACAACUAUUCCAACAACCAACAAACCUCAAGACUAUUUGCUGCCUUUAAGAAGAGCACAGACAAAACCUCCUUUGCAUGCAAAAUUGUAUUGGCUGACAAAACAGGGAAAGGAUUCACAGAGAAAAAUCAGAUGUAUCUAACCCUUAGAGAGGACUCUGCAAAUGUCCCUUUUGUACUAGACAAAGCCAAGGAAAAGUUUGGUAAAGAGUUGAUUUUGGUCUCAGGAAAUGGUCUUCCCAUUGAAGAUGAGGAAGGGACCAGAGCUCAGAUGUUCAUAUACAACCUUUACUUUCUUUACAUAGGAUCAAAAUUUUGGAAAUGUCCUUCCCGAAAAAUAUAUGCUAUCUCUCGUCAUUCUGAAAGUAAACACAAACGCAAGAAUAAAGUGUUYACCGAAUCAUCAGAUUCAGAGCUUGACCAAUCGAUCAUUCCAAAGAAAAGAAGAAGCUUCACACAAGAUUUUCAAGUUCUAGCAGAUGAAGUAAAAUCUUUACAAUCCCAAGUGCUAAAGGUAUCCAAAGGAAUGGAGGAAGUAGUGAAUACCAUCAAAGACCUCACCGCCAUAAGCCAGUCAAUGGCAAUCCCCCUAAGCAUUGUAAAAAUCCUGCGUGACACUUUCAGAUGCACAAUUUGUCUAAAGCAGCCAAUGAGACCCCCAAUUGUUGCAGCAAAAUGCUGCAAYAUCCUUUUGGGUUGUGCUGGUUGCGUAAACACAUGGUAUGGUGGGGCAGAUGGGCUUGACAAAUGCUGCCCCCACUGUAGGGAGCCAAGAGGGUAUGCAUCCACRAGCCAGUUUAAGGGCCUYGACGAAUUCCUACAAGGCAUUCAAGCUAUAUUCAGUACGUCAGMUGAUCAACAYGACAGCAGCCAAGAUCAGGAUGAAUGA